AUGAGUCGUCUAAGAAGCUUCACCGUUGUCUUCUUCCUGCUGCUGUCCAGCUUCCUGAUGAUUGAUGCCAUGGCUGAUGCUGAUAUCCUGCUCAUGGCCAAGGCCGCCCACCUCGACGAUCCCUACGGUCGUCUCAGGGAGUGGGUUCCCUCCUCCUCCCCCUGCAACUGGACUGGCGUCGGCUGCAGUUCGGUUUCCGGCGUCGUCAUCUUUAUCGACCUCUCCGGCGCCGGGAUAUUCGGCGGAUUCCCCUCCGAGUUCUGCAGGAUCUCCACGCUCCGGCGGCUCAGCCUCGGGGACAACUUCCUCAACGGAACACUGCCGACGGUGGCGCUCUCGCCCUGCUCGCGCCUCCGCCACCUCAAUCUCUCCAGCAAUCUGUUCGUCGGGAGCAUACCCGAGCUGAGCCCACCGUUCAAUGAUCUCCAGGUGCUCGAUCUCGCCCAGAACAACUUCUCCGGCGAGAUUCCGGCGAGCUUCGGAGUGCUUCCCUCCCUGCGGGUGCUGAACCUCUUCGGGAACCUGCUGUCAGGGAAGAUCCCGCCGUUCUUGGGGAAUCUCUCUGAACUGGAGAUGUUCAACCUCGCCUACAACCCGUACGAGGAAGGCCCAUUGCCGGCCGAGAUUGGGAACCUGACGAAGCUGGUGAACCUCUGGUUACCCUUCUCCAGUCUCAUCGGAGAGAUACCGAAGACGAUCGGAAACCUCGAGAGGCUCACCAAUCUCGAUCUUUCUCACAAUAAACUCACGGGGAAGAUACCGACGAGCAUGGGGAGGUUGAAGAGCAUCGUUCAGAUUGAGUUGUAUGAGAACCGCCUGACGGGGGAGCUGCCGGAGAGCUUGGGGAAUCUGACUUCUCUGCUCCGCUUCGACGCCUCCGAGAAUGGCCUCAGGGGAACCCUGCCGGAGAGGUUCACAGGUCUCCACCUCACAUCUCUCGCUCUGAACGACAAUCUCUUGGAAGGGAGAAUUCCUCGGAGUCUCGCGGCCAAUCCCAGUUUGGUCAUCCUCAAGCUCUUCAACAACAACUUCUCUGGCGAGAUACCGGCGGAAUUAGGCCGGAACUCUGAUCUGAUACUGUUCGACGUUUCUACGAAUAAUCUCGUCGGCGGGUUACCGAAGUAUCUAUGCAACGGGGGGAAACUGGAUUCGCUCAUAGCCUUCAAGAAUAAGCUCUCAGGUGAGCUAUCCUCAACCUACGGUAGCUGCACCAGUCUCAAGAACAUACGAAUCUUCAAUAACAUGUUCUCCGGAGAAUUUCCCAAGCGCGUAUGGGGCCUCCCCAGGCUGACCACCAUCGAAAUCUAUGGAAACCUGUUCGAAGGUUCUGUCUCGCCGCUCAUCUCUCAAGUUCAUGGCCUGACGAAGCUCCUAAUCUCCGGCAAUAACUUCUCCGGCGACAUUCCGGUGGAAAUCUGUAACCUUCGGGGGAUCGUCACCAUCGACGCUGGGAGCAACCGAUUUUCCGGCGAAGUCCCCUCCUGCAUUGCCCAAAUGAAGAACCUACAGACGCUGGAGCUCCAGGGCAAUUUAUUCUCUGGGAUGAUACCAGUUGGCGCAUGGCCACUGUUGACGAAGCUGAACCUUUCGAGGAAUAGAUUCUCCGGCGAGAUACCAGGCGAACUAGCCGAUCUCCCGGUGCUAACCUAUCUUGACCUUUCCGAAAACAGCCUCAUCGGCGAGAUCCCUCCAAGACUUGGAGAACUCAAGCUGAACUACUUUAACCUGUCCGACAACGAUCUAGCUGGGCGAGUACCCGCCGGCCUCGCGACGAAGCUCUUCCUCUAUGGUCUUCUAGGAAAUCCAGGCCUGUGCAGCGACGCCAAUCUCUCGCCUAUUCCAACAUGCAGCACUCCUCUCCGACGGGUCUUCUCCGGUCUAACCCUGGCCACCAUGAUCACAGCUGCUCUUCUACUUGCAAGCGCACUGGCUAUCUUGACUAAAUCCUUUUGGAAGCAUAGGGGGAACAAGGGUCAGAGGCCCGGUCGGCCAUGGAUGGUCACCUCGUUCCACAGGGUGGGCUUCGACAUGGCGGACAUAAUCGACUGCAUGACGGAGGAGAACCUUAUUGGCACCGGGAGCUCCGGUCGUGUCUACCGGGGAAGAUUGAAGACGGGUCAGGCCGUGGCCGUCAAGAGGCUGCUGUGCGGCCGCGGCAGGGGGGAGACGGCAACGGCGGCGCGAGCCUUCUGCGCGGAGGUGGAGGCGCUGGGGCGCGCGCGGCACAGAAACAUCGUCAAUCUUCUCUUCUCCUGCGCCGCAGAAGGGACGAUGGUGCUGGUGUACGAGUACAUGGAGAACGGGAGCCUCGGAGAGGCUCUCCACGGGGAGAAGGGAGGUUCCUCCUUGCUGGGCUGGUCGCAGAGGGCGAAGAUUGCCGUAGGGGCGGCGCAGGGUCUCGCUUACCUCCACUAUGACUGCGACCCACCCAUCAUCCACCGCGACAUCAAGAGCAACAACAUCCUUCUCGAUGGCGAUUACUGCGCUCGCGUGGGAGAUUUAGGGCUGGCGAGGACGAUGCAGAAGUGCGAGGCCAUGUCUCAUGUGGCCGGCUCAUGCGGCUACAUUGCCCCAGGUUCGUCCGCCGACCUCUUCUCCCUCGUUCUCCCAUGGAUUGUUCCUCCGGCGCUCACUGGUGCUUUCCCCGGCGGCGCAGAGUACGCGUAUACGCUGAAGGUGGAUGAGAAGAGCGACGUGUACAGCUUCGGGGUGGUGCUGUUGGAGCUGGUCACGGGGAGGAGGCCCGUCGACGCGGCGGCGUUUGGGGAAGGAAGGGACAUCGUGAAGUGGGCGGCAGACGCCGUCGUGGCGGCGGCGGAGGGUGGCGAGAGGGCGGUGGCGCUGAGAGCUCUGAUUGACCAGCAGCUGAACCCCUCGUCGGAGGAGGUCGAAGGAAUGCUGAGGGUGCUCGACGUGGCGCUUGCAUGCACUUGCGCGUCGCCUGCGAACCGGCCCUCGAUGAGAAGGGUCGUGGAGCUCCUCCAAGGCCGCCGCGCCGUCAGAAACUGCGGCGGCGGAACGAGGAGAUUGUGA
This is a messenger RNA of Spirodela intermedia, 3033 nucleotides long. Lineage: Eukaryota; Viridiplantae; Streptophyta; Magnoliopsida; Alismatales; Araceae. The record is from the annotation of a GenBank genome assembly.